GGUUCAGUCACUGGCGUGUGUUGUGAGGCAUAACGCUGUUCCCUCGAGCACUCAUCACUCGAUCACAUUCAUUGUUGGACGAGAACAUCUGGUCGCCGGUUUCAAGUGAUAUAUGCGAAGUGCAGAGUGAAUAAACCUUUAUCAAGAUCAUUCCUAGUUGUACAAAUUAGUGCCACUCCAUAUAAAUAUCGCAUUAAGCUUACUAAAGGCAUUAAAAAUUGUACCAAUUACGCUGUCAAGUAUUCAUAUCCCACCCCGGCUUGGCCAAGACUGACCUGUGUGGACUAACAGUCACGCCCUACUAAGCUCCUUCCCAGGUACCCGCAUUAGGGUACAGGUGUAGGCCUGUCCUCAGGCUCCCCUCAUCCAGCCCGCCCGCCCGCCCACCCUCCCGCCCACACAUCAUGGAUCAGGUUGGUCGUGCCGUGCGAAGGGUAGUUCCCAUGGGCUGGCCUUGUCUUAGCUACGCCCUCGGCCAUGCCCACGCCGCCCCUCUCCGCGCCCAUCUACAGUGCAUGCCUUAUAUUCUGCUGACCUCAAGGGGCGUGGGGCCCCCUGCUGUGACCGCCGCUGCAUGUCGUUACCUCUAUACCUCUAGAGAGUCAGAUUCGUCUUGGCGGGACAGCAUCUGCAUCUCCGUCGACUGUGAGGAUGAAGCGUUCUUGCAUACUACGGUGACGCCCAUCAAUGUGGAGGACCAGCUGUUUGAUAUGUUCAAGGAUGAAACAGACGAUACAGUUCACAUGGGAAGGUUCCUAGCGGCACUAACAGAAACAGGGCUGAGGAAGUCUGACCCACGCCUAGCUGAACUGAGGAGCAAUCUGAUGGAGGUUCACGCUACACUAGACAACCCUAAGGACACCUCCUUCAGUACCCUCAUGCUCGAGAAGGGAACGUUUAAGAGGGAUCGGCGGUCACGCUCCCAGAGUCCGUCAUCGAACUCGACGAAUGGAUCCCCGCGUCGCGCCCCGCCCAUCACAUCUCCUACCUCAAGAAGGCUCAACAGAGAACAGUUCAAGAAAGUGAUCCAAGACAACAUUGUGCUGAUCUCUCGGGCUCUUAGACACCAGUUUGUCGUCCCCGAAUGGCACGACUUCAAUUCAUACAUCGAAGAAUUCUAUUGGUCUGCCAAGGCUCUCACAGUAGGGAAGAUUUACGCUGUUGGCAAGGUAGCAUCAUACAUUCCCCAGCUGGCAAGAUUUAGCCCGGACCAUUUUGGUGUGGCUGUGUGCUCGGUAGAUGGCCAGCGGUAUGAGGUUGGCGACACAAAUAUCAAUUUCACAAUGCAGUCCUGCAGUAAACCUGUGACGUAUGGCAUCGCACUUAAUGAGUUGGGUAAUGAGACGGUGCACAAAUAUGUUGGUACGGAACCCAGUGGUCGCAUGUUCAACGCCAUCGUCUUGGAUUACAAUGAUAAGCCACACAAUCCCCUGGUUAAUGCUGGCUCUAUAGUUGUAAACGCUCUCCUACACAGUCUCGUUAAACCGGGUAUGUCCUCCUCAGAAAAGUUUGAUUUCGUCCAACAGUAUUUCAAGCGUCUGGCAGGCGGGGAGAACGUGGGUUUCAGUAAUGGUACAUUCCUGUCCGAGCGAGAACAUGCAGAUAGAAACUACUCACUAGGAUACUACAUGAGAGAGAACAAGUGCUUCCCCGAGAAGUGUGACCUGAUGGCCUCGUUGGAUCUCUACUUCCAGAGCUGCUCGAUGGAGGUGACAGCGGAGAGUGUGGCGGUGAUGGCGGCGACUUUGGCGAACGGCGGGAUCUGUCCUACCACGGGCGAGGAGGUGCUGAAGCCUUACGCCGUCCGGGAUGUGCUCUCCCUCAUGCACUCCUGCGGGAUGUAUGACUACUCGGGGCAGUUCGCGUUCAAGGUGGGGCUGCCGGCCAAGUCAGGUGUGUGUGGCGCCAUCAUGCUGGUGAUUCCUAACGUGAUGGGGAUAUGUACGUGGUCUCCUCCCCUUGAUCUCCUUGGCAACUCCGUCAGAGGACUUAAAUUCUGUGAGGAAUUGGUGCAGGUGUUCAACUUCCACCGAUACGACAACCUCCGUCACGCUGCCAACAAGAAGGACCCACGCAAGCAGAAGUUCGAGUCACGAGGCCAGAAGGUUGUUUCCCUCCUGUUUUCUGCCUGUUCUGGUGAUGUCACAGCAAUGAGGAGGUAUGCCCUGGCAGGUUUGAACAUGGCCGAGAGCGACUAUGACGGGAGAACAGCCCUUCACCUGGCUGCUGCUGAGGGACACCUUGAUACUGUCACCUUCCUCCUGGAUAAAUGUCAUGUACCACCCACUCCAAAAGAUAGAUGGGGCCACACUCCAGCCGAUGACGCGGAACAGUUUGGACACAUGCACGUCGUAGAGUUCAUUAAGGCGCACGAAGAGAAGCUGGAGGCAGAGAAGAACAAGAACGUGAUCCAGGAGUCAGAAGAGGAGGCCCAGGUGGAGCAGUAAGAGGGAGACUUGGGGUCAACUAUACAAGUCAAAAUGGUAACUAUACUCCACCUUGUUUUAAACUAUGUAAAUUAUUUAAAUCUUGUAUAAAUAAUUGAUAUAUCUCAAGCUGAAUUUUGUAUAUUAAUUUCCAUUUUUUAUAUUGUUUUUCUUUAGUCUGUUAGAUGUAAUGUUUCUUGUAAAUAUUAGCUGUAAUGCCAUAGGUGGAUGAUGAUUCACAGUGACAAGUUCAGUUUUAAAAAUUAUUUGUUAAAUUAUAUUGGUACGGUAAUUAUAUUCUGUACGCGUUAGUUUUCUAUGUUCUUAUGAAGUGCAUUGUUAUCUAAUGUGCUGUAUUGUAUAUGUAAUAAUGAUCUUUGUUAUGUAACUGUUUUUUAAUACUGUACUUAAUGAAUAUACUAUUAUGUGUUCCACAACCAAAAGUUCAGUAUUAUAUUCAGUGUAUAUACAGUAUAUAAACCGUAUAUAUACCUGUAUAAUAUUUGGGAUUGCUGGUAAGGCAGAAUGCUGACAAUGUUUUAGAAUUCAGGCACAGUGGUGACCAUAACCUUCCACCCAUCUCUCAUAUCUGGCUGUUUAUUUCAUGAUCUGAAGAGAUGCUCUCAUCUGUAACCUCAAAACCAAAUCCUAAUGAAUUAUACAAUUAUGGAUCUGGUAUUUAGAACCAAAUACAGUACUGCACUGUACGUCUACCCAGAGUUCUGUUAACGAGAUAUCCAUUGUUUUGAAGGAUUCUUGAUGAGAAAAAUAAAUUAAAAUAUCUAUGUAUGUUGCACUUGGCAAAAAUCAGUGUAAGUGAAAGUAAUGUAAAUGCUGUUUUAUAAAGUGGGUUGGAAAGAAAGGUGUAGGGGCAUUGGUGGGACUUGAGACACAAAGAACAUUAAGUCAGAGAAGUUAUUAUAGCAUGUACAGUAGCUAAAACAACUGUCUGUGCAGGUGGGGGUCGAUAUGCUCCAAAAUUUUACGUGUGACUAGUGACAGCCCUCAUAUACCAAAAUUUAUCGUCCAUGGUCUUGUAUUGUUUCCCACAAGGUAUGCACAGAUAGUUGUUUUAGCUAUUGUACAUUACCAGUUUAUUUACUUUAUGGAGAAAGUGAUGGAUUUUAGUCAUAUUAGCAAUGAAUACUUUAAUCUAAUCAUGGCAAGCUGCAAUAAAAUACCUCAUGCUACUCAACAUCUUCUUGGAUUAAGUCCCUCAAAGAAAGUGGGGGUGUAAACCAAGACUGUAAAUGUUAUCGAGACUUGAUAUUGACAAAGAAUAUGCUAAUUGUGAUAGGUAUAGUGUGUACACCUACUUCUAGUUGGACACAUGGACCAUAUUUUGUGACAUUGUAAAUCAGCUCACCUUGUUCUAUACAUUACUUUUUUACUUUUAACUCUGGUAGCAGUAAAAGGCUUAAAUACAUUACAGUAAUACUUUUCUAGCUCUCAUUUUGGUAGUACCUAGACCGAGAUGUUGCAUCUGAGGUUAAGGAGGGCCAACAAGCACCAUAGACCUAGUCCUUCUUGCUGGGGGAAUAUGUUAUGCUAUCUAUUCUUUCACUUAUGCAUUUUUAUCAAUCUGAAUCUUUCUACAAUGAUUCUUUGCUUCCUGGAACCUUUCAUUAGCAUAUUCACAGCUUGUCUCACCUCCUUGUGACUUGUACUGUACUUUUUUCUUUCAAUGUAGCACCCUCCCCCCCUCCCCUACACACACACUCUCCAAACAAGGUACUGGUAGCUCCACAUCUCUCCUUUGUUAAAUUUUUCAGUUAAUUGAAAUAUUCUCCCAUAUCCCUCUUGUUUGUCUUUUGUGUGUGGAAUAUCCCCUUUCAUUCUUGACCACUACAGUAUGUUCAAUUGUUUUCUUGGGUUUUUCCGCCUAGUAAUCUCCUUCCACAACAGCGUCUUAUCUAUAUCCUUGUGAUACCCUUUUAUCUGUUUUCCUUUUGCAUUCAUUUGCCUUUUUCUUGACUUUAUUUCUGGUCUCCUUUAUUUGCCCUUCUCUUCUCAAUAAUUUGUACUGCCAUUUCCUCUUGUUUUGCACUCCUGCGCAUUUUUAGUCAGUGUGAAAACCAAGUAAAAUUUUUCUCCUGUCCUGCCAGUGGAAGUUUCCGAGUAAAGUGGUGGAAGCUAGCAAGGUGUUACUGUAUUUAAGGUAAAGCUCAGGUUAUGCAACAAUUAAGAUCAGUAAUAUUCAGAGAAAAGUAAUUCCAUGAAAUAGUAAAGUUAGAUGUAAAGACAAUAAGUUACAUGUUAGUGAAAAGGGGAAGGAAAGUACUCAUUGAGAGGUGUGAUACUAUACAUUUGUGAAGACAUGUUAGGUGGUAGAUGCGUUUAAUGACAUAGGUAAUUAUAUUGCAGCAUUCUUACCUCUAAUAUUUUAUCAAGUGACUUAAAGUAUCUUCAUUUUGCUUUUCUUCCUGAUAGUAAAAUUUUUUAUAACUUCAGAUGGAUGCCAUGUAUUAUUUGAAGUUGGUGUGAUUAGUAUACUGUACCACCCAAUGAAAACAGGUCCCACUGCUGUGACAAAAUCUACUGAAAUGUGAUGUCAUAUCUUCCAAGCUGAAAAAGUGUGCCUUGACAAGUAGCCCAAAGAGAGCACAGUCUUGCACCUUCCUCACCUUUGCACUUACUCAUCAUUGUAUUGACACUUGCACAUCUCAACAGUACAACCACAUUAUACCUGUACAGCACUACAGUCGACCCUCAUUUACCUGAAAAUUAUAAUUUAUAAAGAAAUCGUCCAGACAUCAGAGCGUGACUGCCGGGAUGUGCUGCCAACAGUUAUGAUUAUUGAUAUAUUAUAUAUUUCAUUUAUACAGUAUAUACUGUACUGUAAUUUCUGUCAGUAUGUACGAAUGUCCUAAAUUUAUAUUAUGUUUGUAAAUAUACACUGACUAUCAUUGUAAGUUCUUAAAUCUAUAUGUACAGUAUAUUAUUAUGAUAUACAGUUUAUAUUUGGUACUGUAUAGUAUAUUAUUAUGGUGAUAUACUAUACUAUACAGUACAGUAUAUAAUCAUGAUACUAGCAUGUAAAAAUAUUACAGUGCUCUAUAUCCUAUACAAAUUGAUUAUUUAUUCAAGUAAAUUGGUUCUAGACUGUAGAGUAAGUCUUCCAUUGUGGUCUGUUUCCUCUGUCUCAGGCCUCUGCACUUAAAGUGCAAUUUAAACAGUGUACUUACUAUGUGAUUCUAACUCUCUUCCCAAGAAACUCCAAGUUUGUCUAUAAAUGGUGAUCAUUACACUUCAUGUACAGCACAUCAUCUCAUUGUUAUUGAUGGGAUCUUGACGACUGUGUCGGGUAUUAUGAACCAACCUUCCUCCCAAAUACAGUACCUCUCACCGCAGACUUCACAAUGGUUGAGAACAAUAUUGGGCCGUUUCACUACACAUGUUGCUUUCCUUAUUACCCCAGUUUUUUUUUCUUUUGAACACUGACACUAUUAAAAGCAUUUUAAUGCUCAAAUUAUAUUAUAGAAAUACUUUAUGAUGAUGAAUAGGAAAUAUAUGUUACUUAAUGACAAGUUUAGAUCAUUCUAGUAUUGUCAGGGAUGAUACCAAUGGAGUCGUCUACUAGUAAGCUGUGGAUGGUUCAGUUGAUGGGAUCCAGAUAGAGAUAGCAUCCAGAUAAACAAGGGUCGACUGUAAAGGGGAUCUAAAAAUCAAGGAAGGAGGCUUGAGACCACAUCAGUUGUCUAUAUUUCCUUCUCAUACUUAAGACUAUUGCUGUAACAUCUCAACAAAUAUUGACACAAAAGUAACUGAUUGCAAAACAAUUCACGUGAACUUGGGAUAGUAAAUAAAACUCCAAUGUUCAUUUGUGGACCAGGAAGAUUCAGAGAACAUAAUCUGACAGUUUAUCUUCCUUUGAAAGGAAUAAAGCUGACACAAAGUUAUCAGACUGACAGUAUGGCCUUCUGCCAACAAACACUACUUUUUAACAUUAACAAUUACUAGAGGAUGCCCACAACUACUGUAAGUUGUACUUACAGUUCACCAUAAAUCAUCCAACUUUUGUCUAGACUGCUGUGACUUCCACUCCGGCUCUUUUCUCUCACACGACAAUAAGUGGUCAACAAUAGCCUCACCUUAUGAUAAAAAGCCCCUCCUGUUCUCCACUGAGUACAGUAGUACUAACAAUACUGUACUGUGAUAAGUUUGAAACCUUUUACAUAUGACCAGGGUUUUUUUUUAACAGUGGAAGUUUGAUCCUAUUUACACAGUUAAGUCUACAAUCUAUAUAACGUCCUGCACUUUUAUCACACGUAAGAAACUAAACGGGGGUUAUCACUUAAUAAUUUAGUUUCAUGACUGAUAAAUCACAAUGCACCAUUAGAUUCAAUGAAAAUGUUAUUACUGUACAUUGCACCUGUGAACAAUCUUACAGCAAUAAUGUAGACUAUUGUCUUAUUUUAUAUCUGAGCAAUGCAUUUUGUCAAUUGCCUCAUCAACUAUGGCUGUAAAAGCUAAACAGUGAGCAUUAUUUAUUAAUGUCAUAAUUGGUCAGAACAUGUAUAUUUGUUAAUGUUUUAAUACCUGUACUGUACACAUUUCUUCACAUGAAAUACAAACAUACAGGUAUCAAAAUCUAGUGUUCUGAAUGAUUUAGAUUCUGGUAAAUGGUUGAGAACCAUCUGGUAUUAAUAUUCACUAAAAUAAUCACCUUUUGAAUAACAGAUCUCAUUUAUAUUCCAUGUGUAGAUAAAUGUAUGUAUGCCCAAGAGAUGCAGGAGACCUAAAACAUUAAUGCCAAAUAAGGGUAAUUUAGCUUGUUGGAAAUGAGAUAUACUCCUCUAGGAAAAGGGUUGAAGAUGUAUGUGAUAAUCUUUCACUGGGUCAUAGAACAAAAAGUUUGAAAAGCAUUGGCCUAUAGAGUACUUUACUUUGGUAAAAUUGCAGUUUCACUCCCAAUUUGUUUUUGACCAGAAAUCUAGGCUUUUCCCAUGGUAUUUGGUGUAAUUUGUUAAAAUUUGACCUUCAUUUCUCUUGUAAAUGAGUAAUUUUGAGUUCUCAUCCCCCCCCCAUCCAACAGUUUUGGGAGUGAAACUAAUAAUACCUGUACUUUUCUAUAAAUCAGUUGAAAUGCCUCGCUGGUCAUAAUUCUCUGAAAGUUUAACCCAUUCUUCAACAGUUAAUUUGGUAAAUUGCAACCUUGACUCUCCAAACAUCCUCCAUGUAAAUAAAAUUCACCUAUGUCACUAAUGACCAAUGCACCACACUGCAAGCAAAAGUUGCUGAAACUGUGCAAGAACUGGAAGUUUCCUGAUCUUAUUACAUCAACUAUCACUUAGUUUACGAAUUCCCAUUUAAAGGUUUGGGACUUGAGUCCAAAUACAAUCUGAGGAGCAAGAAGACUGUCUCACGAGUCAUAACCUAGAAUAUUAUCUUGUAUCCCACCCGACUGUCUAAUUAAGAUAGACUAAGUUAUAAGUAUUGUGCUAUACUGUACUGUUUUAUUUUUAACCUCUUUGCCACUGAUUGGCUCAUUAGCUGCUUGUCAAGUCUGGUCUUGAAAGAGCUUACACUCUGUGCUGUUCACAACUCGCACUCUGAAAAAGUUUGUCCUCACAGUUUUCUGGGCUUGCGGCUUCAACCUUGGGGCAUGCAUCCGCCAGCUCCAGGUAAGGACACUCAACUGAGUAGUGCCCCGAGAUGUUUAUAAACCUCGUUUAGGUCUCCCCUUGCCCGUUUGUAGUAGAUUCGUAAGCCAUGCAAUUACAGGCGCUCUAAUUUCUCUGGGUACCUGAGGUACCGAAGUGCAGGCACCAGUCUGGUGGCCCUCCUUUGGACAUUUUCAUUCAACUGAGUCCCCAGCAUAUCUCGGGAUCAGACGGUGACAAUACUCCAGGUGGGGAAGCACUUCACCCUUGAGGGUCGUUACAAGGGACAGACUAUCUAGAUAUCUGAACGAUCUUCUUAUAAGACCUAAUAGUUUAGUUGUUUGGUUCACCUACUGUACAGUGCUGUACUAUCUUGUAUUUUUGUGCUGUAUAGUACAGAGUAUUGUACUUUACUGUAUUGUAACAUUAGUUAGUCAUAUUGCUUUCUUGUUGCCUGAGGCUUUUUGUUUUUAGGUGUCUCCUGCAUUUCUCAAAGUAUGUGUGUAGUUGAUAGCAGUCUAAAAAUAAUUUUGCUGCACAGAUUAUGUAUAGUCGCCAAAAUCUUUAUCCCAAAUAAAUUAUGAUAUUCAUCAAUUGUUUACUGUAUAUGACAUUUAAUGAUAAAAACUCAACUUUAGAAUUAGUUCCAGGUAAUUUAUGAGGAAGGUAUGUUUAGUCAUUCACCAAGAUUAUCUACACUAGUGUUAAAUGGGUCUUGCCCAAUCAUUGUCGAGGAUAAUGAAUAUAUUUAAUUUACUCACCAACUGUGACUUGAAACAUCCUGUAGACUACAGUCCUUAAGCUUAACAUUAAAAUGUGUUUAUAAAUCAUGUUUAAUUGCUUUAUAUUAAAGAGUACCACUGUAUCUGUAAUUAAAUUUAAUAGACUGCUUUCAGCCACAAGUAGGUAAGUGUGCGUGUAAUAUAAACCUGUAGAUUGUAAUGUUUCUUUCUGGUCUUUAUUGUUAUUAGUGUUAUAUAUAUAUAUAUACAGAAAUAGGUUGUGAUUUUAGUUCAAAGUACAUCUAGUCAUUGAAGUACUGUAUGUAGCUGGAUGUUUAUAUAUCCAGCUUCUCAUUCAUCAUUUGUAAAAUAAUUUGGUUUUUCAAUCUUCUAUAAUACAGUAUUGAAGCCUGCAGUAGGGUCCAGUAAUUCCAUUGUAAUUGGGGAAUAAUCUUGUAGAUCUGAUUUUGCUAAUAUGAAUCCUUAGUAGUCAGCGAGUAAAAAAUACUUACAAGAAUGUGAUUAACCUGUGCAGAAAUUUUUUUAGCACUUUGUGUUAUACAUAUAAAACAAAAGGCUUGCAUUUAAUACAAACUAAAGCGGUGUACAACUCGGCAUAGAAAUUUAAUUGGUAGUACUCACCUUUGUUAAAUGCUAAGAGAACUUAGAUUCCAGCAUAAACACUAUCUUGGAAUUCUCGUCGGGAGCCGCAGGUUCAAAUCCAUGCUAAGUGAGGGGGGGGGUUAUUGACGAACCUCCCCCUCCUUUUGUUUUUGUCCUCAGAUUUGUAUGAAGUAUAUAGAUGCCCAUUCACUAUCAAAAAUCAAUACUUGAAAAUAUGCAGAAAAAAUCACAUCCCUGUCCUGUACAGUAUUUUGAAUCAAGCUGAUUGAUGCAUAUAGGUAGGUAUUCAUAAAUUACUGUAUCCUAACUUGCUAAUCAAUUAGGGGAUUCAAGAAAACUCCCAAAUUAUAAUGAAAUAUAUAAAUUUUGAAAGAAAACCAAAUGGUUUAGGUAUUCAUUUAAUAUUUGGUUACCACCUGUUUGAUAUUAAUGCAAACAGAUUAAAUGAGUACCUUGAAUUCUUAUUUUCUGGUUUAGUGUACUAUAAUGAACACAAAUCUUCAGUGACCGAUUAUAUCCAAAUUGCAGUUUCUAUUAUCAGUAACAACAUAAUCUAUGGUUUAACAAACUGUUAAUCAUUAUUCCAAACCAAAGACAAACAACCAAUAUUGACUAUCUCGGGAAGUAAACGAUUCAUUGUCAAUAACAAAAAAAAAUAUUGAUCUAAUUUUGUCUGACCUUAAUCAUUUCCACUUGCAUGUAUUAUCACAGCCCCCAACAAAAGACAUUUCCUCAGAACUACCUAGUCUUCUAAGUUGCAGCUAUUGUAAAUACAAGAACAACUCUGUACAGUAGUUGGUAUACAAUUGUGUACCCUAAACAACUUACGGUAUAUGGAGCUUCUGUGCAGUAUUUUAUGCCAUAGUGAAUGAAGGGGAGCUUUCAAGUGGCUUUAGUGUAAUGUUUGAAGUUCAGCUGUUAGCUUGUCCAUAACUGUGUAAGGUAGGAUGUUCGUAGUCCACAAAAAUAUAUUAACAUUUGUAUAUACCAUGUACUGUAUUUAAUGUUGACUGGAUGAACACUGAGAAGGCAUUGGCUUCUUUGUUUUACACACAAAGGAUAUGCCAAUAAGAAUAUGGACACAAGAUUAAAAAAUAUAAAUUACAAGAUAAUUCAUAUUUUAGUAUAAUGUGCAGUAACUGUUUGACUUGUAGUAAUUAAAUAUUUUGUGAACAUUUAGCAAGUGCUAAUUGCAUGGAGUUUGGCAGACCAUUAAUGUUAACAGGGAAAAGAACUUUACUACUAUGAAAGAUUGUUGCUUAUUCCUCUAUUUUCUUUGGCUACAUACUGCAAAACCACUUAUCACACAUCUAUCAAAACUUUAGUCUGGUCACACAUGCUCACUAUGUACAAUUUCUCAGACUCCACACUUUUCUUCCCUUAAUAUUGUUUUACAAUUUCUCCCUCUUGGAAAUCCUUCACUCUUUAUACAUAUACAGUACAGUAAUACAUGUAGUUUCAUUACAAAAGAAAAUGGUUACUGCCUCAACCUCAAUCAUGUGAUGGCAAGACAAAAAUAUGUAGUAUUCAACAAGUGUUUUUUGCUAGUUGCUACCGAGGUGUGGAAAUUAUUGGUAAUCAAAAUGUUACGUCUGCAAACAGUAUCUUGCUUUUAGUGUGGGAAAUCUUAUACACGACAGAUUUAAUGAUUAAUGUAAAAUAUAAUGUUGACCCUUAAUGGACACAUCCUGCAACAGAUGUGAUUCCCAUCUGCAAGGGUCAAAUACAUUUCUUGGUAGACUUUUAUAUUGAUUUGCAGAGGAAGAAGACUGACAUAUUAUUUGACAUUUAUGUACACUUUCAUUUUGUGCCCAAGCCUUCAACAGCAAAGUUUGUAUUUCCAAAUUAUCAAAAGGUCUACAAAACCUCAAUUUGCAUUAAUUUGUAUUGUUCAACUGGUUGUGAAGAUACUUUUGUUGUAUUUUAAUGCAAUGGCAUCUCAAAGUGUAAUUUCAGUUAAAAUAUGAAGAUAUUAAAAAAAUAAUAAAACAA
This is a messenger RNA of Homarus americanus (American lobster), 11367 nucleotides long. Its product is annotated as glutaminase kidney isoform, mitochondrial-like. The record is from RefSeq and is a predicted model, not a curated record. The transcript is spliced from 17 exons. Gene Ontology annotation, molecular function: protein binding; glutaminase activity. Bases 405 to 2447 code for a protein of 680 amino acids. Lineage: Eukaryota; Metazoa; Arthropoda; Malacostraca; Decapoda; Nephropidae. Gene Ontology annotation, biological process: L-glutamine catabolic process.